UUCCCUGCCCAGGCUUCGCCAAGGGCGGGGGGGUGCGCUGCAAGGGGCCAUCGCGCAAGUGCGGCCCCGGCCUCCGCCGCAAACGGCCGGCCUCAUCUGGGGCCGGGGACUCCUGGAGGAGGCACGCCAACUGGCGCAUCGGGCGGUCCUGGCGUCCCUGCCUUUCCCAUCGCCCGGCUCCGAGACUCGCCGCCUCUGCCGCCCUGCCCGCGGGUGUGCGGUCGCUUCCCUCCGCUCCCCGUUAUUCUUUGCAGACGCUCCCCGGCGCCGGGCAUGGGCGCCGCCGCCGCCGCUGCCGUCGGUCCUCCGGCCGGAUUCCGCGCGCGGGUGGUGCCCCUGAGGCUCUCAGCUGCUGGGGUCCGCAGGAGGCCGCACCAUGAAUGAGCGAAACAUUAGCCGGAGGAGGACAGGUGAGGAACUGGACCUUGCUCCACCCUUGGUCCCACAGCUGCUGCCCGUUGUCCCUGCCCUUUCCUCUCCAGGGCUGCGUGGUUGGGGGCUGGUCCGAGGCUCCUUGGGACUUCCCUGGGGUGACCCCGGCCUCUUUUUUCCAGUGAAGAAGGACAAUGAGGCCUUCGAGAUUUCCAUCCCCUUCGACGAGACGCCCCACCUAGACCCACAGAUCUUUUACAGUCUGAGCCCCUCUCAGGGAAACUUCGAGGAGCCUCCGGGGGCUGCGUCCCCGACUGUGGCCCUGAUGAACGGUGUUAGGGCCCAGCUGCACAUGGCCCUGGAGAGGAACUCAUGGCUGCAGAAGCGCAUUGAGGACCUGGAGGAGGAGAGGGACUUCUUGCGGUGUCAGCUGGACAAGUUCAUCUCCUCUGCCCGCAUGGAUGCAGAGGACCACUGCCGGCUGAAGCCUGGGCCCCGGAGGGCUGAGGGGGACGGCAGAGGCGGGGCUGGGGGCGAAGCCUCAGACCCCGAGUCGGCUGCCUCCUCACUCAGCGGAGCAUCUGCACAAGGCAGUAACGGGGAGAGGAAGAGGCAGAAGCAGAAAGGGGGCACUGGCCGGAGGCGCUUCGGGAAGCCCAAGGCCCGAGAGAGGCAGCGGGUGAAGGACGCCGACGGUGUGCUCUGCCGCUACAAGAAGAUCCUGGGCACCUUCCAGAAGCUGAAGAGCAUGUCUCGAGCCUUCGAGCACCACCGAGUGGACCGCAACACGGUGGCGCUGACCACGCCCAUCGCGGAGUUGCUCAUCGUGGCCCCCGAGAAGCUGGCGGAGGUGGGCGAGUUCGACCCCUCCAAGGAGCGUCUGCUCGAGUACUCGCGCCGCUGCUUCCUGGCCCUGGACGAUGAGACCCUCAAGAAGGUGCAGGCCCUCAAGAAGAGCAAGCUGCUGCUUCCCAUCACUUACCGCUUCAAGCGGUGAUUCCGCCCCACCUGGCCCGGGACACGCCCCCGGCCCCUCUUUCCCUCCCCCUCCGCUCUCCCGGCAUUGGUCAAGCGUGUGUAGGAGUGGUGGGCCCUCACGAGGGCAUGGGGGCGGAUGGGUGGCCUGUUUCUGCGCGUGCCUCUCUCCCUCCCCUCCUGCGGACCGCCACCCCCUUCCCGGGUCCCUUGUAUAUAGAUCUGCCCCUUUGCCUCUCUCAUUCUUAGCAUCCUCCCCGUCCUCCGCAUUCCCUGGGGUGGGGGCGGUCCAAGAACUACUGUCCAGGGGCCGGUUUCUGCCCUUUCCUAAACACUGGCACCCCCUCCCACCUGAGCGGCACCGUCCUGCCGUCACCCGGCCCUUGCUCCUGGGAAAACUGCGGGACUGCGAGGCGAGGGCACUGUACAUACCCCGUUGCCGCCCCCAGCCCCAAGGAGAGGCUGGCCCACCUGCCCGCCCUGCAAGGAGCUCCCAAACCGCGUUCCGGGACCGCCUCGAGUCCACGUGAAACAGAUAAUUAUUAAAUGAAUUUAAAUUAAAAAGAGAUGAUAAA
This is a messenger RNA of Lagenorhynchus albirostris (white-beaked dolphin), 1922 nucleotides long. It is a transcript of the gene CCDC106, whose product is annotated as coiled-coil domain containing 106. The record is from RefSeq and is a predicted model, not a curated record. Lineage: Eukaryota; Metazoa; Chordata; Mammalia; Artiodactyla; Delphinidae. The transcript is spliced from 5 exons. Gene Ontology annotation, cellular component: nucleoplasm. Bases 377 to 1369 code for a protein of 330 amino acids.